CGAAAGCUUGCCAAGCGCACACAUUCGCCCAUCGAGCCCCGGCAUUUCCAGCGUGCUGCGUACAACAUCGAAUUCGAUCGUGUUUGCUUUGCCAGCGCCUCGACUUAAUCUCCAAAAAGGCUCGACUUUGGAAUCUCCCAAAGUACCGAAAUUGCGACCGAAGGCUCGACUUUCUUCACGCCUCACUCUUGCUCCAAUUCGACGGCUUGCGCAGUUUCAUUGAACAUUAAACCACUAUGUCCUCCGCCCAUCGCCCCACCUGGGACCCAGCCCGUGGGCAGAACAAUGCGGCGCACCUGUCCCGCGUCGCGCAUGCUUCGCAACUGCCAGCGCACACAACGCUCAAGGUCCGGCAAGAAGCGCAAGGCGGUAUUAUCGACCGCAAUGCUGCGACGCGGGCACGGAAAGAUCUCAAAGCCGAGCUGGAGCGCGCUGAGUGGGAGGCGAGGAACCAAAAGCGCAUUGCGCAAGGUUUGCCACCAGAGGCAGAGCCACGGGGUGAUGGUACAGGCAUGGAUGCAGAUGAUGAGCAUGCGUCAAAACGGCGGAAGUUGAUCGAGGAAGCGAUCAAGCUCGACGCGGACGACGACAGUGAGGAGGACGAAGUGUCCGAGGUGAAUAUAGGAUCUCGUCGCGAGGUGGACAAAGGCAAAGGGAAAGCUCGUGAUGAAACAAAUCAAGCGCCCGCUUCUGAUGCCCGAUCAAAGUCAGACUCGAACUCGGAUUCAGACAGUGACGACGACAGUGAUACGGAUGACGAGGAGGAUGACACCGCGGCACUGCUGCGCGAGCUAGAAAAGAUAAAACGCGAACGGGCAGAGGAGAAAGAGCGACAGGAGCGCGAAGCGGCGGCUUUAGCGCAGAGUGAACGCGAAGACGAGAUCGCCUUGGGGAAUCCGCUGCUCAAUCUCGAAAAUACCAUCAAGAACCAGAACGCGGCCGCUGCUGCCGCGGGUGUCACACCCAGCUUUGGCGUCAAGAGGCGAUGGGAUGAUGAUGUCAUCUUCAAAAACCAGGCCGCAGGCGUGGACAAGAAGGACAGAUCGAGCUUCGUAAAUGACAUGAUCCGAACCGAAUUCCACAAAAAGUUUUUGUACCGAUAUCUCAAGUAAUGCGGGAAGCAAUGAAACGAGGUGUAGCCGCGUGCACUUGCGGAUGUCCUUUUAUCAUAUGGAUUGACACC
Molecule: messenger RNA, 1183 nt
Organism: Tilletiaria anomala UBC 951
Lineage: Eukaryota; Fungi; Basidiomycota; Exobasidiomycetes; Georgefischeriales; Tilletiariaceae
Product: Cwf15/Cwc15 cell cycle control protein
Exons: 4
Coding region: 237-1112 (291 amino acids)
Biological process (GO): mRNA cis splicing, via spliceosome
Cellular component (GO): catalytic step 2 spliceosome
Molecular function (GO): RNA binding
Source: RefSeq, a predicted model, not a curated record